Cannabis sativa is the source of this 639-nucleotide messenger RNA. RefSeq lists its product as uncharacterized. Lineage: Eukaryota; Viridiplantae; Streptophyta; Magnoliopsida; Rosales; Cannabaceae. The transcript is spliced from 2 exons. The record is from RefSeq and is a predicted model, not a curated record. Bases 1 to 639 code for a protein of 212 amino acids. Gene Ontology annotation, molecular function: nucleic acid binding.
AUGGAGGAGAUUGAAAUGAUUGAUACAUCCCCAAACUGGAUGACGCCAAUGGCAGCCUACCUCAUUACUGAGGAACUCCCAGAUUAUAGGAAUGAAGCUCGAAAAAUGAGGAGAAAGGCUACACGAUACAUCUUUGUAGAGGGAGUUAUGUAUAGAAGAGGAUUCUCCGUGCCACUACUAUGGUGUGUUACACAAGAAGAAGCUGGACGACUUUUGUCAGAAGUACACGAUGGAUUCUGCGGCAACCAUGCAGUUGGGCAAAGUUUAUCCAAGAAAAUUCUAAGGCAAGAGUAUUUCUGGCAGACCAUGAUUGAAGACUCCAAGGCCUACGUUAACAAAUUGGCACAUCCCCAAGAAAAUGGUCAAGUCGAAGCAGUCAACAUGACACUCAAAGAUACCCUAAAGAAACAACUUGAAGAUGUUAAGGGAAAUUUGUCAAAAGAACUUCCUGAAGUAUUAUGGUCGUACCGCGCAACUGAGAAAAUAGCGACCGGACAGACUCCAUUUACCAUGGCAUACGGUUAUGAAGCUAUGUUGCCCGUAGAAUUCGAACCACCGUCCCACAGAAGAUUGACAUAUAACCAAGAAGUUAAUCAUGCACUCCUCGCAGAAUCACUUGAAGAAGUUGAAGAAAAAUGA